Molecule: messenger RNA, 2622 nt
Organism: Medicago truncatula (barrel medic)
Lineage: Eukaryota; Viridiplantae; Streptophyta; Magnoliopsida; Fabales; Fabaceae
Product: formin-like protein 3
Exons: 6
Coding region: 1-2622 (873 amino acids)
Biological process (GO): actin cytoskeleton organization; actin nucleation
Molecular function (GO): actin filament binding
Source: RefSeq, a predicted model, not a curated record
AUGGAAUUGACAAGAACCGGUUGUGCGGUUAUUUAUGUCAUCCUCCUUUGUGCUUUGGCUCAAGGGGGCUCAGAGGGGAAGGAAGAUGAGCUUUGUAUAGAAGAUUCUUCUUUUUUAUCUUUCAUUCAUAUUCAUAUUUAUGGAAAACAGGAAGAGAAUGUGUGGAAACGUUGCAGGAAAGAAUUGAUAGAGGGGAACAAUGAUGUGGAAAGAAGCAGUGACAAGCUUUAUUCUUCAAGAUACUUGCUAACCAAACAUUCUAGUAACGAUCAUCAUCGCCAUCGUCGUCAUCAUGGAACAAAUUCAAUUGCUGAGUCACCACAAGAUUAUUUAUCAAAUAUAUCACCAAUGUCACCGAGUCCGAGUGCUAAUAGUCCAUCCCCUAGGCAUUCAUUGGUAUCACCAAUUCAUCUAUCAACACCGGCAAGUUCUUCAUCACCAUCGCCUACUCCUGCUCCGAGUACUCAUCCACCAACACCAGCAAGUUCUUCAUCACCAUCACCAUCACCUACUCCUGUUCCGAGUACUGGAGUUGAGUUUUUACCACUCACUCCAGAUAAGUCUGGGCCGCCUCCAUCGCCACCGCAUCAAUCGGUUAAUCCUUUUCAAAUUUUUACACCUAUAACAAGUGUUCCAACUCCUUCACCUUCUUUUAACAAUCAACACAGAAGCAAGGAAGCAAUUAUUUUGGCUGCAUGUAUAUCAGGAAUCAUAAUCUUGAUAGCAUUUGCGCUUUGUUAUCGCGAGGCUAAAAGUAGUAAAGUUAAAAAAGAUGACGGGCCUUUGCUCGUAUUAACCUCAAAUGAUUAUUCUGGAGGUCCACAGAAGGUUGUCCAUUCGGGAAAUGCGAAUACAGAAGAAUCUGGUGUUAUUAUUAACAAAGGAAAGAAUCCAGCUAAUGUUGGAAAUUCGUCCAUGAAGGCCGGGGAUAAUAACAAUAUAUCACUAGUUGAAACAAUAACAGCAUCAGAAAAAAUGGGAGAACAAAUAGCAGGAACUUCUUCCGGAAAACCUGCCCCUCCACCCCCUGGUCCGCCGCCAGUUCCUCCUCCACGACCACCUCCUCUUGCGCCUCGUCCUCCACCGCCGCCAAAAGGCGGUCAUCCGCCACCUGCUCCUCCCAAGCCAAUGGCUGGUAAAAACCAAGUUAAGCCUCAUGGACCACUAAAUCAAGGAAGUUCUGAUGAAGGUGGUGAUGCUCCAAAGCCUAAACUAAAGCCAUUUUUCUGGGACAAGGUUAAUGCAAAACCUGAUCAAACAAUGGUGUGGCAUGAGAUCAAUGCAGGGUCAUUUGUGUUCAAUGAGGAAAUGAUGGAGUCUUUAUUUGGCACCAACCAGAACAAAAAUGAACGUAGAAAAGAUUCACCUUCUGUAGAUAAUGCUGUACAUUUUAUUCAGAUUAUUGACCCAAAGAAAGCACAGAAUUUAUCAAUUCUUUUGCGUGCUCUGAAUGUGACAACAGCAGAAGUUGUUGAUGCACUUAAAGAAGGUAACGAGAUCCCUGCGGAGCUUAUCCAAACGUUGUUGAAGAUGGCACCGACACAAGAAGAGGAACUGAAACUGAGGUUAUUCUCUGGAGAACUAUCUCAACUAGGCCCAGCAGAGAGGUUUCUCAAAGUAUUGGUUGACAUUCCAUUCGCUUUCAAACGUCUUGAAUCUCUCAUGUUCAUGUUUAUUCUUCGAGAAGAGGCCUCGAGCAUCAGGGAAUCCUUCGCAACAUUAGAGGUUGCUUGUGAAGAACUGAGAAAAAGCAGGUUGUUCUUAAAACUACUUGAAGCAGUACUCAAAACCGGCAACCGCAUGAACGAUGGAACCUACCGUGGAGGCGCUCAAGCAUUCAGACUCGACACCCUUUUAAAACUUUCCGACGUAAAAGGAACAGAUGGAAAGACAACGCUGUUACACUUCGUGGUUCAAGAAAUUAUACGUUCAGAAGGAAUAAGAGCAGUGAGAACCGAAAGAGCAAGCAAAAGCGUUUCAAGCGUAGGAACAGUGGAUGUCGAUUAUGAAAACGAAGAUUCAGAAGAUCACUAUCGUAGCCUUGGACUUCAAGUAGUUUCAAGCUUAAGCAAUGAACUUGAAGAUGUUAAAAAAGCAGCAUUAAUAGACGGUGAUGCAUUGACUAGCGCGGUUUCAAAACUUGGUCACUCGUUGAUUAAGACUCAGGAGUUUUUGAACACUGAUCUUAAGAAUUUGGAAGAAGACAGUGAGUUUCAAAGUUGUGUAGAAAAGUUUAUGGAACAUGCGAAAGGUGAGGUGACAUGGCUUGUUGAGGAAGAAAAGAAGAUCAUGUUGUUGGUUAAGAGUACGGCGGAUUAUUUUCACGGGAAUGCAGGGAAAGAUGAAGGGUUGCGUUUGUUUUUGGUUGUGCGUGACUUCUUGAUAAUAUUGGAUAAGGUUUGUAAAGAGGUUAAAGAAGCUGCAUUGAAGUCUAUGAAAGGUUCUUGGAAGAAAGAGGCUCCGUCAGUGGCAGUGCCAUCUUCUCCGGAUACACGUCAUCAUCCAGAGUCACCACAGCCGCCGCCGCCACCAUCUGAUCUACAUAGGCGAUUGUUUCCGGCUAUUGCGGGGCGGAGAGUAGAUUAUUCUAGCUCUGAUGAUGAUGAGGAGGAUAACUUUUAG